AUGUUGUCCAGAUUAGGCUUGAGAUCCACCACGAGGAUCUCUCUUGCUUCUAUUAGACUGUUGACAACUAAAACCACAAUCACUGAUCAUGCCACAGGAAAAGUCAUCACAUUGGCGGACCCAGAACACCCUGAACUUGCGGACUAUCAGAACCCAAAGCCGGUUUUGGCACAGACCAAAGAUCCAUAUGCCAAGUACGACUUCCAGCAGUUGAGAAGAAACAAGAAUGAACCUCUUAACAUUGACGACGAUUUGUAUGACAUGUGGUCUCCUGACUACUACCAGUUUGUCUCUGACAAGACUGCCUUGAAGCACAAUGCCAUUUUCUUUUCUCUUGUCAUUGGUUUUGGUUUGUCCAUCUACUUUUUCGAACUUAAUCCUGAAAAACCAGCCAUGCCAAGAUCCUUCCCAUACGGUGGAUUGGCCAAGGAGUUGGGUUCCGGCAGUGCUGAAACUGACUACUUUUACAGAGUGAAGCCAGAUGAGGCUGCUGAAGCUGCUGGUAUUUUGCCCGAAGAUGCUGACAUUAAGAACCAGAGAGCGACAUACGAACAGGCCAAUGCUGACUUUAUCAAGGUCUAG
Molecule: messenger RNA, 582 nt
Organism: Clavispora lusitaniae ATCC 42720
Lineage: Eukaryota; Fungi; Ascomycota; Pichiomycetes; Serinales; Metschnikowiaceae
Cellular component (GO): mitochondrion
Source: RefSeq, a predicted model, not a curated record